UAUGGCUUUAUAUAUGUGUUUGAUUUCAUUUAUCAGAGUGACUUGGUAUACACACCUGUAUAUGUCAUUGAUGAUGGCGGAUUUCAAGGGUAUACCGAACGUUGGGAAUACGUGUUAUAUCAACGCCGUAAUCCAGGUUUUAAAGUGGACUCCUGGUUUCAAAUCGAGACUUGACACAUGCCAAACAGAGAACCAGUUAGCCCUGGAUUUAAGAAAAAUAAUGAACGGUACUGAUAAAAGAAGUCUACGGUCUGUACUAAAAUCUCUUGGGACAUCAAUCGGUCGGAAUACGCUUACGUCCGGGAACCAAGAGGACUGUUUUGAAUUGUAUAAUGCACUCACAGAAAAUCUCCACUCAAGCGACGACAAAUGUCCGGCAAAGCUGUUUGAUGGCAGUUUUCUAAUUACUUUCUCCUACGAAUCAUGCGGACAUAUUGAAAGACAACUACACACAUUUACAAGUUUGUCAUUACCAAUUAUGGAUACGACGGAGGCAGAGAAAGGGAAUGAUGACUACGGAAUGAACAACAUGGAAGAAGAUUUCGCGGAAGAAAAGCAAGAGGUGAUAGCGAAAGGCGAGGAAGAAGAAAUUAAAGAAAGGAAAGGGAAAAUAGAAGACAAAGGAAAAGUGCAUGAAUUAGUCAAGGGAGUGGUGGGUAGGGAAGGAGGAGAAAAAGUAAAGAAUGUGACAGUGUUUAAGGAGGAGAAUGAAGAAAAUGAAAAAAUGGUAAUAAAGAAAGGGGAAGUAGAUCAGGAGAAAGGAAAUGUAGGGAAGGAAAAGAAAGAACUGGUGAAAGUUACGAAAGUGAAAGUAGAUAUUGGGGAGUUAGAAAAGGAAGACGUCGAUAAAGAUGUAGAGCGGGACGAGAAAAAUGCGGAGAAACUAAAGAAGGAAAAGGUAGAGAAAUAGGAGAAAGACAUUCGGGAAAAUAUGAAAGGUGUCGCAGGAAAGGAGAAAGAAAAAGAAAAAAGAAAGGAAACAAAAGAAGAAAAGGAGGUGGCAGAUGCGAAGAAGGUGAAACAAUCGUUUGUAGACAAAAAGAAGAAUAAGGAUACUCAAGAAGAGAAUAGAUUGGAAGAAGGGCUGAAGAUGAACGAACAUGAGGAGGUAAAAAAAUAAGUUAAGAAGGAAAAGAGAAGUGGUGAAGGUAGUGAAGAAUCAGAUAACGUAAACAUAAUGGAGGUAGUGAAGGAGGAAGAAAAUGAAACAUAUGAGGAGAAAGACGUCGUAAGAGGUAAUAACGACGAAGAAGUGAACGAAGUUGAAAAAGAAGCGUCGAAGGAAACAAAGACAAAGACAGUAAGCAAAGAGAAGAUAAAUGAAAUGAGGGGACGCGAGAAUGAUACAAAAGAAGACAACAAAGGAAAAGAAGAAAAUAAGGACGUGCAUUUGAAUACUUUUCUCAAAUUACUGACAUUGCCAAUGGUACAAAAGGCAACAACCAGCGAGAACGGCAUUGAGAAGGGGCUUGAAAGGUUAAUUGCUAACGAAUGGUACACACUUCAAUGUAGGAUGUGCAAUCAGAUGACUUACUUAGGAUUGAAAGACAAUAUCAACGGAGAAACUACGAAACGGAUCAUAAUAGCUGACCCGCCUCCUGUAUUAGUACUGCAGCUAAACAGAGUUCGACAGGUUACUACAAGGAAUAAUAUGGUUAAACUAGAGAAGAUUUCGGACCUUGUCAGCUACCCUGAGACGCUAUACAUAUCGCCUUAUUCGUCAAAGUUUUGUACUCUAAAGUCAUUUCAGGACGGGCAUCAAAGAGACACCUAGAGUAGGAAAACAAAUAACAGAAACACAGAGUAGUGACAAUUGAGUGUUAGGUAUAGGGAAAGAUAAAUGUUCAUUACCAGUUGUAUGCUGUGAUAGUACACAUAGGUACAUUGGGAAAGGUCACUACAUAUCAUACAUUAAGGUGCCAGUCGACGAAAAUAUGCCAUCAGACAUAUUCUGUACGCAUAGACCGGAUGUAGGAUGAUUGUUAGAUCAAUACAAAAAAGAUCAUGAUCUUCAAACUAAAUACAUAAAGAUUUCGCAAGAAGAGAACAUUUUCUUCCAAAGGAACCAGCCUCGUCAUCAACAUCAUACAAGUGGUUUAAAUUCAACGACAAAAAAGUGACGGAAUGUAAACAUCCCCCUUACGGAGAUAAUUCUCUGAGGGACGCAUUCUAUGUUAUUCUACUGUGAAGUCUUAUUGUAACGUCCGUCACAAUUACAGCGUCAUUGAACCAAAACUGAUCCGGAGAAAACACAAAAACAUAAACAGUCAAUGGUACGUGUACUAUAUUUAUUUGAAAUCACUGCUACAUCAUAUGUAUUGUAUACCACAAUGUACAUGGGAAAUACUACUACUACUACUACUGCUGCUGCUGCUGCUGCUGCUGCUGCUACCGCUAC
Messenger RNA from Pecten maximus, 2398 nucleotides. RefSeq names its product ubiquitin carboxyl-terminal hydrolase 35-like. NCBI's taxonomy places the organism in Eukaryota, Metazoa, Mollusca, Bivalvia, Pectinida, Pectinidae. Bases 2 to 910 code for a protein of 302 amino acids. Gene Ontology annotation, biological process: protein deubiquitination. The transcript has 11 exons. Gene Ontology annotation, molecular function: cysteine-type deubiquitinase activity. The record is from RefSeq and is a predicted model, not a curated record.